Molecule: messenger RNA, 2627 nt
Organism: Eptesicus fuscus (big brown bat)
Lineage: Eukaryota; Metazoa; Chordata; Mammalia; Chiroptera; Vespertilionidae
Gene: TCTN2
Product: tectonic family member 2
Exons: 18
Coding region: 153-2228 (691 amino acids)
Biological process (GO): smoothened signaling pathway; cilium assembly; protein localization to ciliary transition zone
Cellular component (GO): MKS complex
Source: RefSeq, a predicted model, not a curated record
CCGGCGGCCGAUUGGUGGUUGCCAUAGCUCCCGGCGUUCGCUUGACAAGAUGGCGGCGGAGGGGCGACGGGGCCUUCUGCGCGGCAUCCCGGCGCUUCCCGGCUUCUGAGGCGGGCGCGGUUCGGCCUGGCGGGCCCGGCGAGGUCCCGGCCAUGGGCUUGCCCCCGCCGGCCCCUCUGCUCUUGGGGCUCCUCCUUCUGCUGGGCGUCCUGAGGCCGCUGUGGGGGGACCUGGCCUUCCUCCCUUCUUUCAUCCGCGCGUCCGGCCCCGUGGUCAGCGCGUCCCUGCUCGGAGGCACCGAGGACGUGGCCGUGUCCCUGUCCCUGCUGCAGGACCAGGCGGGAUCCUUGCCAGUUCCCACGUGUGACGUGCUGAUCAACGACACGGGAGACUGGAGUCUGACUGUGACCCCCAAUGUGAACGCGUGGGACGUGACGGUGAGGCUGAAGAGGGCCCUGCCACCCUGUUCCUCCAACGAGACCGGCUCCUUCCCGGAGGCCCCCUGCAUCGUCCAGACCCUCCUGGUGUCGGCGUCGCGCAACUCCGCCUGCCUCGCUCACCUGCUCAUUCGAGUGGAAAUCUACGCCAACUCUUCUCUGGCCCAGAGCGCAUCAGAGAACGUGACCGCCAUCCCCGACCAGGUGCACCGGCCUCUGGGCCCGUGCCCCUGCAACCUCACCGCCGGGGCCUGCGACGUGCGCUGCUGCUGCGACCAGGAAUGCUCCCCCGAUGUCACCCAGCUCUUCCGGGAGGCCUGUUUCGCCGGCGUGUUCGGAGGGGACGUCAGCCCGCCUUUCGAUCAGCUCUGUUCCGUGCGGAGGGCGCCCGGGGCCCCGGGCUGGUUCCCGUUCCUGUGCGUGCAGUCCCCGCCGGCCAACUCGCCCUUCCUCGGCUACUUCCACCACGGGGCGGUGUCCCCGAGGCAGCCCACCACCUUUGCUGCGUACCUGCACGCUGACCCGAAGGACAUGUCGGACUCGGGGUACAAACAGGGAGACCCCGUGAUGACUGCCGCGCAGGCCUACCUCACUGUCCCUCAGGUGACCCUGGCUGGGCAGUGUGUGCGGGACGCCCCGGUGGGAUUCCUGCAGAGUUUUGACGUUCGCUGCGUCACUGACCUCGACGCCUACCAGGAACCGGGCAGCGUCCUCGACGCCGGGAUAAAGGCCGGCACCGUGGGAGGCAUCGUCAUCCCGCACGUGACCUACGAGGAAGCAGCUGACCCGGGCCAGGUCGUCACCGGCACAGAAACACUUCUACCUCCCGGGUCAGCCCCCAGAAACGUGACCGUGGAAGGACAUUAUCUCUUCCGAUGGAAUAACCGUACGAUCAGCGAAAUACACGUCAGGGUUAUCAGGGCGACGCUCCAUGCCCACCAGAAAGGAAUCCUGACGCAGAGGUUCACAGUGAAGUUUUUAAGCUAUAACAGCGGCCACGAGGAGGAGAGGUCUGGAAACCCAGGUUACCAGCUGGGCAGGCCCGUGCGCGCCCUCCACGCCGGCAGGAGCGACCCCGCGGCGGCCCUGAGCCUCUGGCAGCCAGCCGGGAGGGGUCUGUGCGCAUCGGCGCCCCUCAGACCCGUCUUGUUUGGGGAAAACGCGCUCUCGGGGUGCCUCUUGGAGGUGGGCAUCGAGGAGAACUGCACUCGGCUCCGGAACAAGGCGGCGGAAAUCCUUGAUUCAUUAAUUCAUGCAACUCACGUGGCAGCGAGAGGCAACUCCGAUUACCGGAACCUCAGUGACGGCUGGCUGGACAUCGUCCCCGCCCCCGACCCAGGCGCAGGCCCGGCUGGCGGCAGCGGGAACGGCGCCUGCGCGGAGGUUCCUGCCCAGCUGCAUGUCCGCAUCCUCACCUGGGAGGCCGGCGCGGUGGAGGGGGUCCCCCAGCAGGAGAUCCUGGGCGCAGAGAAGAGGGUCUCCUCGGUGACCUGGCGGCCCCAGUGCGGGCUGACGUGCGAGCAGGCCGGCCUCUUCGCCCUCAGCGCCUCCGUCCAGUUCAUUCAGGUCCCUGCCCAGCCACCCCGGCCCCUGACCAGAUUCCAGGUCAACUUCACGGAGUAUGACUGUGACAGGAACGACGUGUGCUGGCCGCAGCUCCUGUACCCCUGGACCCGGCAUUACCGAGGGGAGCCUUACGCCCGGUGUGUGGCCACGGGCUUGCUGCUGGCCUUCCUCUCCGCCGUGGCCGCGUUCCUCAGCGACCCCUGGGCCAGAGGACGCAGGGCCUGAGCUUCCGCACGCCGGGCCUCCCAGACCACAGACGUCCCCCCGGCGGUCGGUUGCACUCCGCGUUCAGCUCUAAGAAGGGGAGGCUUUUGUUUUGCGGGAAACGCCUGCCCAGCGCCCGGUGGGUUUCACUCCCCUGCGGGCUCCCCAGACGGCGUCUCGCUGCCGGACCAGACGGAGCAACGUGCACGGGUCCGGGCUGCCUCCCGGUUCUCAGGGGCGUUAGCUUAUCCCAUGUUACUCAGGUCAUAGGAGCUUUGGUCCACAUGUGUUAUUUGUACCUUAGAGAGUCAAUUAUUUCUUCAACUUUUUAUAUACAGUGUCCCAAAAAAUGUGUGCACACUUUAACAGCUGACAGCUCAAUUCUGAAAAUGAAAUGUACUUUAAUAAACACUGCCUUUA